Molecule: messenger RNA, 1411 nt
Organism: Sesamum indicum (sesame)
Lineage: Eukaryota; Viridiplantae; Streptophyta; Magnoliopsida; Lamiales; Pedaliaceae
Product: translocation protein SEC62
Biological process (GO): post-translational protein targeting to membrane, translocation
Cellular component (GO): endoplasmic reticulum membrane; endoplasmic reticulum
Source: RefSeq, a predicted model, not a curated record
AGGAAAAAAGUAAAUGAUGAAAAAAGAAACUGUGUAAGAAAAAGAAAAACCGAAAGGGAGCGAGACUCACAUAGAAAUGAAGAAAACAGGCGGCGGCGGUGGAGGCGGAAGCGGAACCGGCGGAACAUCCGGCGACAAAAAGAGGGGUCGACGUUCGUACGUAGACACUGCCACCGACGCCCCUCCUAGGAAGCAAGCUGCGAAAAAGGACAUCUUUCAGAUAUUUGCUGAGAAAGUGAGAGAUCAUAAGGAUCUCGAGUCUAGGUGGGCCAUCUUACAGGAGACAAGAGUUGAAUAUUUUAGAGGAAAAGAUUUCGUUAAAUUUUUGAGUAACCAUCCAGAACUCAAAGAUGUACUUGAAUCAGAUAAGAAUCUAGAGACUGAAGAUAUCGCUAACAUUCUGCUGAGGAAAAAUCUUACAGUGAGAUGUGACCGUGUUGUCAAAACCAUUCGGCCUGGGAAGAGAAAGUUGUCCACUUGGCCAGCACAUUUGGAGAUAUUUUCUGAUCAAGUGUUUUCAGAUAAUGAUGCAUUUUUUGCAUGGACCUUUGUCAAGAGACAGCCUUUGUGGCAAACACUUCUGUCAUUCUCCUGGCCUGUUGUGGCGCUAGCAAUCUGUUUGUUCCCUGUGUAUCCUCACCAGGUCAAGCUGCUUAUACUCUACUUCUGUGCGGGUGUGCUGCUUCUUAUAUUUUGCCUGCUUUUAUUGAGGGCCUUUGUAUUUGGAGCUCUUUGGAUCGUUCUUGGAAAGCGAAUAUGGUUUUUCCCAAACAUUCUCGCAGAGGAAGCAACACUAAAGGAAUUAUUCCAGUUUCUGCCUAAGAAAGAUGAGGGUGAGCGUCCGAAGUGGACAGCUAGGCUAUUUUUUGCAUUAGUGUCUGUGCUGGUAAUUCUGCUACUGAGACACCAUGCGCCUGAUGAAGCUGCUAGGGCGAGGUACCAAAAGAAGGUCUCCAACAUAAUUGACGAUGUACUUGAAUGGUCUCCAAGGCUUGCCCUGUCUGCUAUGAUGGAGAAGCAAACUGUACUGAACACAACUGCUUCUGGAGAAAAUGUAACUGAUGCUAGCAACAUUAGCACCCAAAAUAUAACCCAAGCCAAUGAUGGAGAGGGAGUUAUCCUGCCUGACCAAUAUGAAGAAGAACUCGAACCUGUAGAACACCCAGAUCGCUGACAUUGAAGUUGUUGUUUUAGCAUGUAAGCUGAACAGGAAUGAAAUCUAAAACACAAGAAAUUAACACUUCAUUCUUUCCUUCCGUGUUUUCAGAUUCCGCGUCACUCCGAAUAAUGCUUUAAGAAUUAAUAAGCUGGCGCGACAAUAUAAAAUUACUGUCAUAUAGUAUUGUUCUGUUUAGUUUUGUUAUGACUUAUGAGCAACAAAGGAAGAAAGGUUAAUAUUUAUUCAUCUUAA